Messenger RNA from Suillus subalutaceus, 1173 nucleotides. RefSeq lists its product as uncharacterized. The transcript has a single exon. NCBI's taxonomy places the organism in Eukaryota, Fungi, Basidiomycota, Agaricomycetes, Boletales, Suillaceae. The record is from RefSeq and is a predicted model, not a curated record. Bases 1 to 1173 code for a protein of 390 amino acids.
AUGGCCACUCGAAGACGAGAAGACCGUCUUCACGACGAUCGUUAUAAACUUUGGGUUCCAGAGAACCCGGCUGACCGUGACUACGAACAACGCCGUCAUCGCGAAUCUAAGUCUCGUGCUCAUCCCCAGUACUCUUCUGCUGCACCUUUAGCCGGUAGAACACGUUCUUCUUCUGCCCAGUACCCAUCCACAGGUCAUCAUUCAGCCACACAACCAACUAACACCAAGGGUUAUCCUCCAUCAGCAUCUUCACGCCACGCCCAACCAGAACCCAUUGACUCCAGAUCUCAUCGUCGACCUGCCCCAACCCCCAAACCAUCAUAUGAACAAGUCUCCGGUGCCGAAGACGUUGGAAGAUCUUCCAGGCAAACUUAUUCUUCCCGUCCUAUCCAACCACAGACUACCGCGAACUCAACCACACCUUCCACUAAUUGGCCUUCAUCUGCUCAAGAUAUCUACUCUAAACGAUCGAAAGAUCGUGACCAGGAACGUGAUAGACAUCGAGAAAUGGAAAAAGAACGCGACAGAGAAAGGGCUAGCGCUGAACUCGAUAGGCAUCGUGAAAGACACAGAUCUGAACAGCAUCGAGAGAAGGAAAAGGCCGAUAGGCAGAGGGAACAAACCAGGCACAGACGCGAGAAAAGGAUCGAGUCAGAUUCUGAAGGCCUCAUGUAUUCAGACAAAGCUUCCAUCUCUGGCAGGGAAGCAUAUCAGCCCUCCAUUCGCGAGUCUAUCACUAGUCACAGGCGACAUCGUACAGAAGACGGAGUCUCAUCGGUAUGUCGAACUGAUUUUAUAUGGGGACAUCAUGUUGAUACUGUGCUAAAGGCCCGCCGACCUCAUCCUGACCCUUCUCACAACCAAACUUCUGCUGUGCACAUGCAGUCUACAGGUCCCCAGCAAGAGGCUGUGACUCAGAGUAAUACAGCAGGCGUAGGAAGCAAUCCACCGCCCGCGCCUCGCGUGAUGCCUGUCUACCUUCCUCAUAAACCUUCCAAAUCACAUCACGAGCGACAUACGUCCGCGGCUGCGCAAGGAGCUCAAUCAGGCAGUGACACUGAACGAGCUUCUCUGAAAGUAAGUCACUUAAACAAUAUUGCUCAACUCCCUUUGACCCUUUUUUCAGCACCGCAUGGAGAGAAACCACUCGGGUGGCCCCGUACAGAGAGGUGA